Messenger RNA from Eucalyptus grandis, 2198 nucleotides. RefSeq names its product beta-1,2-xylosyltransferase. The record is from RefSeq and is a predicted model, not a curated record. Gene Ontology annotation, molecular function: glycosyltransferase activity. Lineage: Eukaryota; Viridiplantae; Streptophyta; Magnoliopsida; Myrtales; Myrtaceae.
UCCCUUUCGACGCUCCGUCGCCAUUUCCGUCGCCGCCAUUUCCAUCGAAUUCACGUAAGCUCGACAUAGAGAGAGGGAGAGGGAGAGAAGGAGAAGCCAUGACUGGAAGAAGCUACAAUCUGCUGAAAGUGGUGGUCGCCCUCUUCUUCCUCAACACCCUCUCCCUCUACCUCUACUUCCGCCCUUCUUCCCCGACGCCGCAGCAGCACGACGCCGCUUCUUCGUCGCGGAUCCGCAAGGACGAUCCCGCCGUCUUCUUCCCCGACCUCACCGAGCAGCUGCAGCAGCAGCAGCAGCAGCAGCAGCGCCGCCGCGACGGCGGCUUCGAUUCUCUGAAGCGAUGGCCGAUCCUCUCCUACCUCCCCUGGUCCCUGAACCCUAGCGUCCGGCCCCACUCCUGCGAGGCCUUCUUCGGCAACGGCUUCACCCGCCGCCUCGACCUCCUCUCCGCCGUCGACGGCGAAGGCGGCGGCGGCGGAUGGUUCCGGUGCUUCCGCAGCGAGACGCUCGAGAGCUCCGUCUGCGAGGGAGGGCAGCUGAGGAUGUCGCCGGAGAGGAUCGGGAUGGCGGCGGGAGGGGAGAGGGUGGAGGACGUGAUGGGGCGGAGCGAGGAGGAGGAGAUGCCGGUGUUCGAGGACGGCGCCUUCCAGAUCGCCGAGGGAGGGGGCGGCGGGGAGCUGGGGUUUAGGAGAGGGAAGAGUCUCGUGAGCGACGAGUUCUUGGAUAAUUACGUGGACCGGGGUAGGCGGCAUCCGAUUCGUAACUUGAUCGGGUCGAUUCGUGUUGUCAAACCAGGAGAGUUGCAGUGCGAUCAGUGGAUCGAGGAGCCAACACUUCUAAUCACCCGCUAUGAAUACGCAAACUUAUUCCACACGGUUACUGAUUGGUACAAUGCAUACGUUUCCUCUAGGGUCACUGAAUUACCGUUCCGACCUCAUGUCAUUUUUGUAGACGGCCAUUGCACGUCACCCAUGGAAGAAACAUGGAAGGCACUGUUUUCAAGUGUUGCAUAUGCUAAAAGUUUUCAAGGGUCAGUUUGCUUCCGCCAUGCCAUUAUGUCGCCUUUGGGAUAUGAGAAUGCAAUGUUCAAGGGACUCAGUCAGCCUAUAAACUGUGAGGGGACAUCUGCACAUGAUUUAUGGCGGAACCCCGAUGACAGUAAGACUGCUCGUCUUUCUGAGUUUGGAGAAAUGAUUAGAUCAGCUUUCGGUUUCUCAGUGAACAGACAUCAUCCUGAAAAGGGUGUCUCUGGUCAUAAUGUGCUGUUUGUUCGUCGUGAAGACUAUUUAGCCCACCCUCGACACAGUGGCAAACCUGAGUCUAGGCUUAGCAAUGAGCAAGAAGUCUUUGAUGCUUUGAAGAGCUGGGCCUCCAGCCAUUUAAAAUGCAAAGUAAAUCUUGUGAAUGGUUUAUUUGCACACAUGCCCAUGAAGGACCAAGUGCAAGCCAUUCAAGAUGCCUCAGUUAUUAUUGGAGCUCACGGCGCAGGUCUAACUCACAUAGUUUCAGCAAUGCCGAAAACAGUAAUUCUUGAGAUUAUUAGCAGCCAAUAUAGGCGUCCUCAUUUUGAACGAAUUUCAAAGUGGAAGGGCUUAAAGUACCAUGCCAUCAAUCUCGCAGGAUCACGUGCCGACCUGCCUGUGGUCAUUAAUGAGCUUAGUAGCAUAUUGAAAAGCCUAGGAUGCUGAAAUUUCAAGGUUAUUGAUGAGAGUAAAAGGAUCUCACCUUGGAGGGGAAGAGUGCCUUCCCCAUGCGAGGCUGUUGCUGUUGUUCAUAGAAGAGGUACAUUGUUCUCAUACGGAAAAGGUUGUUACAGUAAUUUAACUUUACCAUCUUUUUAUCUGAUUUUUAAAGCAAUGAGGGAGAUCGAAGAAGUUGCUCAAAGGCGGGUGGGGCUUCCCCCCGGUUUAGAUACUGAAAUUGCUGGUAUUGAGUUUUAGUUGACCAUCGAAUGAAGGGGGAGGAUGGAUAGUUGUAGCGAAAAAGAAAUGUUAUUUUAACUUUAUUCUUUCAGAUAGAUAAUUCUUGUGUUCCUAAAACUUGUUGACUAGGCUCUUUGGAAUUCACGUACGUUCUUGAGCAGGCUUCAUACACUUUUUCUUUUCUUUUUUUUGGGGUCUGAGGCUUGAUACACUGCUUGAGCAGGUAUUGUAUAGUCAGAUGAAUUGUCUGAAUCAAGUUCUUUCGCUUUUCAUUUU